Molecule: messenger RNA, 1510 nt
Organism: Alternaria alternata
Lineage: Eukaryota; Fungi; Ascomycota; Dothideomycetes; Pleosporales; Pleosporaceae
Exons: 2
Coding region: 202-1359 (385 amino acids)
Source: RefSeq, a predicted model, not a curated record
CCCAGCCACAUGACCACGUCAGAGUAGAAUCUUUGAGAACUUUUGCUGACUUACGUCAUGCGAGUUCCCCGAGAACAUAGUCGUAGGCGUACCUGGAUUAAUCGCUAAUCCAAGUCAAAUUUCCCAUUAUACAAAUGAAAACGCUGCAAUGCUCUCGAAUUACGGAGAGCCUUUUCAUUUUCAUAUGAUUGCAGGUCGUGGAUGGGGAAGCUUAAGGCUGAAGACCGCAGAAAUUCGAAAUCCUGCGAUGUCAACAUGACGACCAAGAUGUCGAAGAACGAUAACGAGCUCCACCGAAUAUCCGAAACUGGACAAGCCUACCAUCAAUUUACGCCAGCGACCUACCAAGACUCUGCUGGGCUACUGGAUCACGAACAACGCCAUUUUGAAGUAGGAAUGUCUCGUUGGACUAUCGGCGGUUACUUCAAUGACAAUGAAUACAUCAUGAAUCCCAGUCAUGACUGCGAGCUUGGAAACGAAAGCGAUAAUAUCGUGAUCAGUCCUUGGUCUACUCAACCUGUCAUCCCACACUUUUCUUUGACUAGCCCAAGCGGAAUGACGUCCCUUUUUGACGCUGGGACAACUUACGCUCCUACCUUUGGCGCCCUAACUCCGAGUUUAAUCACUGAAGCGGACUACUCGACUCACGCACAUAUACACAGCCACGAAGACGCCCACAUCGUUGAUCCACCAUUCGGGGAAGAUGUUUCCGUUUCCGCCAAAUUCAAGCACAUUGUGCAUCGCGGCAGAGUUCAUUGCGCUUGGACAGGAUGUGAAAAGACCUUCGGAAGGUUGCAAGAUCUUGUCCGUCACCACAACUCAGUUCACGAACUUACAACGCCUUUCUGGUGCCCGGUAUCAAGCUGCAGCCGUAGCGAGAGCUUUCCUCAUCACCGGCGCCCGUUUCCGAGGAAAGAUAAGCUCGACUCGCAUCUGAAGAAAGUGCAUCGCUUUGACUUCAGCCAUUCUGAGAUGUCAGUGGUUCAGGCUGAUCAGGCUGUGGGAGGUAAUGAAAGUGCUGAUGCAGAGUGGGCAACUGACAGCAGUGGCGUCAAUCCUUUCAUUCAACCUUACAGUGUGGGUGCGCUUCCGAACCUACAUGACUAUGCUUCGAUCGAUAGUUUCGACGACUUCCUCGUUCCUGCUGCCGGCCACGAAGUUCCCAACCUUGGUAGUGUGAGUACCGCUAAAUGGUUCGAUGGCAUCAAUAGCGUUAGCAGCUUCGAUAUGUUUUCCAACUCUGAUCAGACCAGCGUUGCGGACGUUUGUACUUCGACUGGACGACCUGAUGUUAUGUGCGACCCACAAAACAUCUUCGGUGAAGACAUGCUCUUUGCUGGUAAUGGUUAUGUAGGCUAAGCAUAUCUUUCGUAUUCUUGUUAUUGUAUUGAUCAGCAGUUAUAUAGCGACUUUCACUCUACGUACAAACAUAUACCAUGCAUCAGAGUUUUAACAUGUGAAAUUGCAAGUUUUUGACUUGAGAUGUAUGUGCGCUAAGUGACGAUAAGUG